This is a messenger RNA of Rosa rugosa (rugosa rose), 3322 nucleotides long. RefSeq names its product phosphatidate phosphatase PAH1. Bases 281 to 3082 code for a protein of 933 amino acids. NCBI's taxonomy places the organism in Eukaryota, Viridiplantae, Streptophyta, Magnoliopsida, Rosales, Rosaceae. Gene Ontology annotation, molecular function: phosphatidate phosphatase activity. The record is from RefSeq and is a predicted model, not a curated record. The transcript has 11 exons.
UUUUCCGUGCCUGGUUUUUUCCUAUAUUAUCCAAAUAAUCGUCCCAAAGGAAAAUUCCAAAGCCUUCACUGAGUUCAACGGAAGAAGGAGCAUUCCCGAUUUCCCAGAAACCCAACAAGAUCAAAAUUCGAAGAAAGUUCGAGUCUUUGAGCUAGUUUGAUUGCUCAGCCUAGUCAAGCUCAUCAGAAAGAAGAAUCAUAAUCGUGUAGUCGAGGAUUUGAGUUUAGAUGUUAGUUGGGGUUUCACUAAAUUUGGAGAGGUGGGACAGUAGCCUGACCAGAUGAAUGUGGUUGGCAAAGUUGGGAGCCUAAUUUCCCAAGGUGUUUACUCUGUUGCCACCCCCUUUCAUCCUUUUGGUGGGGCAGUUGAUGUCAUUGUUGUUCAGCAGCAAGAUGGGACGUUCCGAAGCACACCUUGGUACGUUCGGUUUGGAAAAUUCCAGGGUGUUCUGAAAGGUCAAGAGAAGUUUGUCCGGAUAAAUGUAAAUGGGAUUGAUGCCAACUUCCAUAUGCAUCUUGAUAACUCGGGUGAGGCUUACUUUAUAAAGGAGGUUGAUGCUAGUAAAGGAAAAGGAAGUGAGGCGAACGGGGCUGAUUUGGAUAAUUUAAAACGAGAGGAUGGUGGCCAGAAUAGUAAUCUUGACCUUCAUAGACUUGAGCAUAGUGUCUCUGAUUCGGCAGUAAUCCAAUUGGAUGAAUGUUGUUCCUUUCGUGCAAACCGGUUAGAGAGAGCAGAAUCUGAUGUUGAUCGGAAGUUUUAUGAAUUUCAAGAUGAUCAAUCUUCUCUAGAAGGUUCAGCUGAGUUAUCAGAGUAUGGGUCGUCUCGAUAUGAUAAUUUUGAUACUGAGCUUCUUGGGGAAUCACAGAAUUUAAACCCAGAAGUUAUAUUGGUGAGUGUGGAUGGUCAUGUAUUGACUGCCCCCAUCUCAGCAUCAGAACAUAAUGCAGAGAAUUUGCAAUUAGACACGCCUAGGUUUAAUCUGGGCCCGGGUGAAGAGACUGACUUUUGUGAAGGAAAUGAGGAGUGUUCAGGAGAGAAUGCUUGGGCAGAUUAUAUUAGUAAGCUGGAUGCACCUAGAACUAGUGUUGCAGCCGGUAAUGUUCGCAGCAUUCAGAAUGAUAACAAUGGUACUGGACUCCAGGUUGAAGUUUGUGAUGGAAAAGAAGAACAGGCCUGUCAAGCUCAAGAAACUCAAAAGACUUCAAACCAGGAAAGAGAUCUUCAGAUGCAUGGCGAUUCAGAAGAUGCAUCUGCUGCUAAGAAGGCAGAGGUUUUCGGGAGCUGCUUGGAGCUAACAGAGCUGGCCAAACGUGCUGGUAAAAAUAAUGUUGAAGAUGAGGGUUCCUCAUUGGAGGUUCAAAUUUCAGCAGAAAAGUCUCAACAGACUCUAGAUACUGGUAUUGUUGAAUUAAAAAAGAACGAUGAGUUGUCUGCUUCCUGUGGUUCUGUUUUACCUGGCAACAAUAUGUCUCCAGAUUUACAAGUUGGAAACGAAUCAGGACUUGCAUCUGAUGCUAGUAUUGAUAGCAUUUCAAUGCAUUCUGUCAGCAAUGAUUUAGAAAGGAAGGAUGAACAAAUGGGUGUUGACAGCAGUUAUGUUCAUUCCGUCAACAUUGAUUUUGAAAGGAAGCAUGAGCAAAUCGGUAUUGAUAUCAUUUCCGCACAUUCUGUCAGCAAUGGUUUAGAAAGGAAGGAAGAACAAAUCAGUAUUGACAGCGUGUCUGUACAUUCUGUCAGCAAUGCAUUGGCAGAAGUUGAUGGGACAGAGACUAGUCAGGGAAGACCUGCAACCGGAGAUGAAUGCAGUAAAAGUGAGUCAAUAGAACCUGGAACAGCAUCUCCCAGUGAAGUAAUACAAGUUAAUUCAAGCAUUAGGUUUGAGAUCUCACUGUGUAGGAAUGAACUUCGGGUGGGUAUGGGCGUGACUGCUGCUGCUGAAGCCUUUGAUGCCCGUCGCGUUUCUGCAGAGGAUUUCAAAACUUCUGCUACAGAAAUUAUAAAAAAUGAAAAUCUGAUCAUCAGAUUUAAAGAUAGAUACUUUUCAUGGGAGAAAGCAGCUCCUGUUGUUCUUGGAAUGGCUGCAUUUGGUCUAGAUUUACCCCUUGAGAGCAAGGAUGCAAUUCCUGUAGAACAAGAUGACACAGAAAAACCGUCGACUCCUGGACGUAAAUGGAGGCUGUGGCCUAUUCCAUUCCGAAGGGUCAAAACACUUGAGCACACCAGCAGUAAUUCAUCAAAUGAGGAGGAAUUUGUUGAUUCUGAAUCCAGUUUGCAUAACUCUCAAGUUGAAGCAACUCCUGAGUCCCCUCAAAAGCAACUUGUAAGGACAAAUGUUCCCACCACUGAGCAGAUAGCAUCUCUAAAUCUCAAAGAAGGCCAAAAUGUGAUAACUUUCAGUUUCUCUACCAGAGUUUUAGGAACACAACAGGUUGAUGCACAUAUUUACUUGUGGAAAUGGAAUGCACGCAUUGUAAUUUCUGAUGUUGAUGGAACUAUUACCAAGUCUGAUGUUUUAGGUCAGUUUAUGCCAUUAGUUGGAAAGGAUUGGACACAAUCUGGGGUGGCUAGACUUUUUUCAGCAAUUAAGGAAAAUGGAUAUCAGCUACUGUUUUUGAGUGCACGUGCAAUUAUACAGGCAUACCUAACGAGAAGCUUUUUGAAUAAUCUAAAACAGGAUGGAAAAGCAUUACCCAGUGGACCUGUCGUUAUCUCACCUGAUGGAUUAUUUCCGUCAUUAUUUCGUGAAGUUGUAAGAAGAGCACCGCAUGAGUUCAAAAUUGCCUGUUUAGAGGACAUAAAAAAACUCUUCCCCCAGGAUUACAAUCCAUUUUAUGCAGGUUUUGGAAAUAGAGACACAGAUGAGCUCAGCUACAGAAAAAUUGGGAUUCCAAAGGGCAAGAUUUUUAUAAUCAAUCCCAAGGGUGAGGUGGCCAACAGCCAUCAUCGUGCUGGUGAUGUGAAGUCGUAUACAUCUUUACAUACUCUUGUCAAUGACAUGUUUCCUCCAACUUCAUUGGUUGAGCAGGAAGAUUUUAACUCAUGGAACUAUUGGAGACUGCCGUUGCCAGAAGUUGACCUAUAGUAAUGUUUUUGACCAAGAGAAAACAUACAUUUCCCUUUUGGCCAACAUUAGUGGCUUCAAGGAGCGUAUACAAUAUAAGAGAAUCACACACUAGGCAUUCUUCCUGAUCUUCAAAUCUAUGCACAGAAUUGGUCAGUUGUACUUAUUAGCGAGAUUUGCAGUCCAUUGACGCUGUACUUGUAAUAGAAAUAUGGAAUUUUUUAUAAUCAGAAAGCUCUCUUAAAGAAUAACCAAGUGAUA